AUAUUGAUAUGUACAUAUUUAUACAUGCGUGCGUAUGUGAAUAAACAAGCGUGUAUAAUACCUGCGAGUAUCACUUUUUUUUUCCUCCUCCCCCCCCCAAAAAAAAUAUUCGUGUACAUAUCUGCGCCUUUACUGUUUUAAGGAAUUGCAUAAACAACAAUUUUUUUGCGAGUAAUUAGUUAUUAUGUUUUAUAAGAAUUAAAAAAAAAAAAAAAAAAAGCACAAAAAUUAAAGCAUAAAUAUAUGUAAAAUAAGCAUUUACGUACGUACACAAUACCUAAUCACGCAACUCCCUUGUAUUUUUGUUUUAUGUAUUCAUUUUAUCUCAUAUACACUUUUCCAUUUUGAUAUUUAGUAUUUAUUACGUUUUAAAAACAAUUUAUUUUAUUUUUUUUUUUUGUUUUAUAACCAUUCAUUCAUAUAAAAAUGAGAGAAGUAAUAAGUAUUCAUGUAGGACAAGCUGGUAUUCAAGUUGGAAAUGCUUGCUGGGAACUGUUUUGCCUAGAACAUGGAAUACAACCGGAUGGUCAAAUGCCCUCGGACAAAGCUGCCAGAGCAAACGAUGAUGCUUUUAAUACCUUUUUUUCAGAAACGGGUGCAGGAAAACACGUCCCACGUUGCGUCUUCGUCGACCUAGAGCCAACCGUUGUAGAUGAAGUGAGAACAGGAACAUAUCGUCAGUUGUUUCACCCUGAACAAUUAAUAUCAGGAAAGGAAGAUGCCGCAAACAAUUUCGCAAGAGGUCACUACACCAUAGGAAAGGAAGUCAUAGAUGUGUGCCUAGACAGAAUUAGAAAGCUAGCCGAUAACUGUACAGGUCUACAAGGCUUUCUAAUGUUUAGUGCUGUUGGUGGUGGUACCGGAAGUGGUUUUGGCUGUUUAAUGUUAGAAAGAUUAUCAGUUGAUUAUGGAAAGAAGUCGAAGCUGAACUUUUGCUGCUGGCCUUCACCUCAAGUAUCAACAGCUGUGGUGGAACCAUACAACUCAGUUUUGUCCACCCACUCUCUACUAGAACACACCGAUGUGGCGAUCAUGUUAGACAAUGAAGCUAUCUACGACAUAUGUAAAAAAAAUUUGGACAUCGAAAGGCCCACUUAUACAAACUUAAACAGACUAAUAGCGCAGGUCAUUUCGUCUCUAACGGCUUCUCUACGAUUUGAUGGUGCCCUAAAUGUGGACGUUACAGAGUUUCAAACGAACUUAGUGCCUUACCCACGUAUCCACUUCAUGUUGUCCUCAUAUGCUCCAGUUGUUAGUGCUGAAAAGGCUUAUCACGAACAAUUAUCAGUAUCAGAAAUUACCAAUUCGGCUUUUGAACCAGCAAAUAUGAUGGCUAAAUGUGAUCCUCGUCAUGGUAAGUACAUGGCUUGUUGUUUAAUGUACAGAGGAGAUGUUGUCCCAAAGGAUGUCAACGCAGCUGUUGCUACGAUUAAGACAAAAAGAACAAUUCAGUUUGUUGACUGGUGCCCAACUGGAUUUAAAUGUGGUAUUAAUUACCAACCACCGACUGUUGUCCCCGGGGGAGAUUUGGCCAAAGUGAUGAGAGCCGUCUGCAUGAUAAGCAACUCCACCGCAAUUGCUGAAGUGUUUUCAAGAAUGGACCAGAAAUUUGACCUCAUGUAUGCUAAGAGAGCGUUUGUCCACUGGUACGUUGGAGAAGGUAUGGAGGAGGGAGAGUUUAGUGAAGCUAGAGAGGAUUUGGCCGCUUUGGAAAAAGACUACGAAGAGGUCGGCAUCGAGACCAACGAGGGUGAAGGGGAAGACGAAGGAUACGAAGCGGAUUAUUAG
Messenger RNA from Plasmodium cynomolgi strain B, 1788 nucleotides. Its product is annotated as tubulin alpha chain. The record is from RefSeq and is a predicted model, not a curated record. Gene Ontology annotation, molecular function: structural constituent of cytoskeleton; GTP binding. Gene Ontology annotation, cellular component: microtubule; cytoplasm. The coding region runs from base 427 to 1788 and encodes 453 amino acids. The transcript has 3 exons. NCBI's taxonomy places the organism in Eukaryota, Apicomplexa, Aconoidasida, Haemosporida, Plasmodiidae. Gene Ontology annotation, biological process: mitotic cell cycle; microtubule cytoskeleton organization.